AACUUUCUGAUAUUUUUUAAAGAUCAACCAACUCGACGUUUCAGUCUCCGCCCAACCUGCGGUUAAAUUGAUUGAAUCUCUUGUUUUCGAAAUCAAGUACAUCAUACAAAAUGAAGCACCUCGCAGCAUACCUCCUCCUCGCCCUCGGUGGCAACGAGUCCCCUUCCGCCGCUGACGUCUCCGCCGUCCUCUCUUCCGUUGGAAUUGAGGCCGACUCUGACCGUCUCGACGCCCUCAUCGCCGAGCUCAAGGGCAAGGACAUCAACACCCUGAUCUCUGAGGGUGCUGCCAAGCUCGCCUCCGUCCCAUCUGGUGGCGGUGGUGGUGCUGCCGCCGCUGGUGGCGCCGCCGCUGGCGGUGCUGCUGAGGCCGCCCCCGUUGAGGAGAAGGAGGAGGAGAAGGAGGAGUCCGAUGACGAUAUGGGCUUCGGUCUCUUCGAUUAAGCGCACAAUAUCACUGCCUUGCCGUAAUGGGAAGAGUGUAGCGCUGGGGUUAUGGGGCAAGCUGUGCGAUCUCCUCUUGAGCUGGGAAUAUACUUGGAACAAGGGCUUGGAGAUUGAUCUUCAUGUCACUCGAUAACUUCUGUUUACACGAUAUCCAUCAAUACAAUGAGACGUGUUUCCUCCAUACAGAGCCGUUGCUAAAUACUGCGUUUGUUGCUGAUACAUAUGUGUGACAUUUGACAUGAUUGUGAAGAGCGGCAAAUGCAUUAUUAACCCACCAAAUUGGAUAAUCAAUCUUACCGGAAAC
Molecule: messenger RNA, 750 nt
Organism: Pseudogymnoascus verrucosus
Lineage: Eukaryota; Fungi; Ascomycota; Leotiomycetes; Thelebolales; Thelebolaceae
Gene: RPP2B
Product: 60S acidic ribosomal protein P2
Exons: 3
Coding region: 111-443 (110 amino acids)
Biological process (GO): translation; cytoplasmic translational elongation
Cellular component (GO): cytosolic large ribosomal subunit; ribosome
Molecular function (GO): structural constituent of ribosome
Source: RefSeq, a predicted model, not a curated record